This is a messenger RNA of Bombina bombina (fire-bellied toad), 1719 nucleotides long. RefSeq names its product short-chain dehydrogenase/reductase 3-like. Gene Ontology annotation, cellular component: lipid droplet. NCBI's taxonomy places the organism in Eukaryota, Metazoa, Chordata, Amphibia, Anura, Bombinatoridae. The transcript has a single exon. Gene Ontology annotation, molecular function: oxidoreductase activity, acting on the CH-OH group of donors, NAD or NADP as acceptor. The record is from RefSeq and is a predicted model, not a curated record.
GGGUUUCAGUUUCUAGACACAGCAGGUUUUUAUUUUGCACCUUGUGUAUUGGAGUUUAUUUGCACUGGGCUGACGAUAUUUUGUAACAAGAGUGAAUGAACUCUGCUCUAUAUAAGGAACACAGUGCAGUAUAAAAGUUAAAGUAGGUUACAGGUAUCAGCAUGGAUUGGAAGUCCCUGUGCGAGUUGCUGCUGCUACCUCUGCAAAUGAUCUACUAUGUGCUCAAAGCCGCCGUGUGUCAGGUCUUGCCCAGCAAGCUGAGAGACUUGAGGGGGGAUACCGUCCUUAUUACCGGAGGGGGCAGGGGUAUCGGAAGAAACCUGGCCAAGGAGUUUGCUUAACAGGGAGCCAAGAAGAUUAUUUUAUGGGGUCGAACAGAGAAAUGUCUCAAAGAAACUACUGAAGAAAUAAGACAGCUUGGCACAGAAUGUUAUUAUUUCAUAUGUGAUGUUGGUAAUCGAGAGGAAGUUUACCAGCAGGCAAAAGCAGUACGAGAAAAGGUUGGUGAUGUUACCAUUUUGGUUAACAAUGCAGCAGUGGUGCAUGGGAAAAGCCUAAUGGAGAGUGAUGACGAUGCGCUCUUGAAAUCCCAGCACAUAAACACACUAGGACAAUUUUGGACUACCAAAGCCUUCCUACCACGAAUGCUGGAACUACAGAAUGGCCACAUUGUUUGCAUAAACUCAGUUCUUGCUUUAUCAGCAAUUCCUGGUGCCAUUGACUACUGCACUUCCAAAUCCUCUUCAUUUGCAUUUAUGGAAAGCUUGACCUUGGGACUCUUGGAUUGCCCAGGAGUUAAUGCAACAACAGUAUUACCAUUUCAUACCAACACUGACAUGUUUCAAGGAAUGAGAAUCAGGUUUCCAAACCUUUUUCCACCUUUAAAACCAGAAACAGUAGCUAGAAGAACAGUAGAAGCGGUUCAGAAGAACUAUGCACUCCUUCUGCUCCCAUGGACAAUGCAUGCACUUGUUGUUAUGAAAAGCAUACUUCCACAAUCAGCACUUGAAGAAAUCCACAGAUUUUCAGGGUCUUAUACAUGCAUGAAUACUUUCAAAGGAAGAACAUAAAUUUCAUGUGGGAAAAAGACAACUGUAAAGAAAGAUAAACUAUCCCAAUAAGGAUAUGGCUAAACGUCUUCAAUUUUAUGUCCUGGUUAUGUGGCAAAUGCCUUUGAAGCAUUUAUACUACGGUAUGGCCUCUGUUUUGGCCCUGUUGCUAAACUAUAAGGAAUAUGGAAGAAGACAAGUGACUAUACAGUUUUAUGAUUUUUAUGAAAAUGUUAGAGUUUUAUCGUUUUAAAUCGGCUGGUAGAAAAAGUUAAAAUAUUUUUUAAUAGACUUUUUAGCAGUGGUUUGAACAACUAUUUUUUUUAUGAAUAUUAUAGUCCUAAUCUCCAAGAUCAGUGCUAUUUAAAUCCAGUGUCUUUUUUGUUGUUGAACCAUGAAUGGUGGAUACAUUAACAUUUUACAAUGUAAUUUUCUCAGGUUUAUUGGUUAAAACCAUGAAGUACAUUUUUCGAACCCAGAGGCUAAUACUAAGUAGGUCUCAUUUAAAAUAUAUAUAUGUGUGUGUGUGUGGUAACCUUCUGAGGUUGAAAGCUCGUUUGGUUUGUGCGUUUGAUUUGUUUUUUUGUUUUUUAAAUAGCUUGAAUUAAAACACAGGUGUAAAAUAGAAAUUAUUCAACAGAAUGCCUUAAAGUUUGUGGUGAGACUUUUA